Messenger RNA from Branchiostoma belcheri (Belcher's lancelet), 2502 nucleotides. RefSeq names its product sialin-like. The transcript is spliced from 12 exons. The coding region runs from base 65 to 1597 and encodes 510 amino acids. The record is from RefSeq and is a predicted model, not a curated record. Gene Ontology annotation, biological process: transmembrane transport; monoatomic anion transport. NCBI's taxonomy places the organism in Eukaryota, Metazoa, Chordata, Leptocardii, Amphioxiformes, Branchiostomatidae. Gene Ontology annotation, molecular function: transmembrane transporter activity.
GUGGACUUUGCCCGAGGCAUGUUCACUUGUUUGCCCACGUGACCACAAUCAGCUGUUAAACAUCAUGGCAGACAUGGCAGACGAAUGUGAACCUCUGCUAGACAAGGGGAAAACAAGACAGUAUUCAGAGAAAGUGCCUGUCUGGACGUCCUGUCGGUACGGUCUGGCCAUCAUGUCCACUCUGGGCUUCCUGAACGCCUACACCAUGAGGGUCAACCUCACCAUCGCCUUGGUUGCUAUGGUUAACCACACCCAGCAACCAGCUCUCAAUGGGUCAGAAGACUGCAUACCAAAUGUGAACGUCACCCGUGAUGACAAGCCAGCAGAGUUUGGCUGGGAUCCCACCACCCAGAACACCAUCUUGGGGGCGUUCUACUACGGAUACAUCUUCACACAGGUUCCCGCAGGCUGGCUCGCAGGUCGGUUUGGAGGGAAGCUGGUGUUUGGGCUGGGAAUCCUGUUCACAGCUGUCUUCACCCUACUGACACCCCUGGCAGCUCGGACAGCCACAUGGCUACUCAUCGCUGUCCGAGUGUGUGAAGGGCUGGCAGAGGGUGUUCUGUUCCCAGCCAUGCAUGCCAUGUGGAGAAGCUGGGCACCUCCAAUAGAGAGAAGCAAACUGGCAACAAUUUCAUUGUCAGGUGGGAACCUUGGCAUAAUGCUAGCCCUCCCUGUAUCAGGUGUUCUGUGUGACCACUUUGGCUGGCCUGUGGUCUUCUAUGCAUUUGGUACCCUUGGCUGUCUGUGGUUUGUUGCAUGGAUGUUCACAGUGUCUAAUUCUCCCAGAAUCUCUGACAUAGAGAGGGAAUACAUUGAGCACUCACUGCUUAGGGAAGGGACAUCACUAUCAAAGACUACCUCUACCCCUUGGCUGUCCUUUGCCACUUCUGUGCCAGUGUGGGGCCUCAUCAUCACACACAUCUGCUUCAACUGGGGCACCUACACCCUUUCCACCAACCUCCCAACUUACAUGAAGGAGAUCCUGCUGUUUGAUCUCACACAGGAUGGUUUCCUGUCAGCCCUACCUUACCUGUGCAUGUGGCUGGUGCAGGUCUUGGGGGGACAGCUGGCUGACAAGCUCAGGGAACAGCAGCUGCUCAGUACAGCUGCUGUCAGAAAGCUAUUCAACAGUUUAGGUAUGCUGCUUCAAGGUGUUUUCCUGGUGCUGGCAGGCUAUGUGAGCUGUCACCAACAGUACCUGGGAGUCCUGUUCUUAACCAUAGGGAUCGCCUCCAGUGGGCUGGGCAUGUCGGGCUUCCAGAUCAACCAUCUGGACAUCGCUCCUAGACAUGCAGGUGUACUGAUGGGCAUCACCAACUGUAUCGCCACAUUCCCUGGGUUUGCUGGGCCUGCAGUGGUGGGCAUCCUCACCAAACAUGCUAAAACGUGGCCGUCUCGCAAACUUCAGUGGCAAAAGGUCUUUUACAUCGCUGGGGGAAUAUAUGGCUUCGGGACUCUUACAUUUCUCCUGAUGGGGAGUGGAACAGUCCAGGAGUGGGCCAAGGAGAAGUCAGAAGAGGGAAACAAAAGUACACAGACAUCCCUACAUGUCAAUCAGGAGGAGCAGCAAGAUCAAUAUGGCAGAACAAUUAUUUAACAAAAAAUUAGAGUUUUCCGUUUUCCUGGAUGUAUUUUGGGUUUUUGCAACCUUCAGGUUCAAAGACCUCUGGGGAAGUGUUUUUUGGGCUUUCAUGACGUUUUGAACUGUGGAGGGAAUAGUAUAAUGUAAUUUAAUCCUGUAUUACACCACUUCCUGAAGCCGUACAUGGUCACACUUCACUCAAAAUUACCCACCAUGAAAAACAAACAAUUAGGACAGACAGACAAACAAACCCAUAAACUCAUGCUUCCCAAAACAAUACUUCCAUACCGGAAGUAAACAGCGUUCUAUUGUUGCUUCUUUAAGCUGGAUUUUGUACAAUGUUAUUCUAAAUAGUGGAUAAGGACAAGAAUUAUGGACAUUUAUUUUUAUAAUGGUUUGUAAAUGAUACCAGUGCUCAAAUUGCAAUGGCAUUUGUAAGAAUGCAUUUUCAACUAUUGGUUUAUCGAUCCAAAAUUCUUAGCUGCUAUACUUUGAGGAUUUCCGAAGAAAAUCUCAUAAUCAAUAUCACUAUUUUGGAAUGAUGGCUUUCUGAGAAUAGUUAAUGUGCAAUUUCUGUUUUUGAUUCACAAUCGAUGUGAGUUCGUUUUACCCUAAAGUUAUAGUAAAGAUAUUAUAUUAUGUGUUAGUAAGUUAUGACAUUUCCAUUGCAACGAUAGAAGUAUGCACCUUCCGUAUUCGGGUUGGCAUGUUGACUUUCUUUCAAAGUGCUUUAUUACGAGUUGAUCACAUAGCAUUCAGAGAGAACAGAAGAUCUGUUUUUACCUUUUCAAAUUGUUUGAAGACGUCCGUAUAGCAGACAAAAAUACUACCGUACGGAAUCGCAUUCAUUCGCUGUGAAUAUCGAUGUGCAAUGUAAAAAGGUAAAUUCAAUAUGAUGUAAAAAAAAUGACAAAAAUUAA